AUGAAAAUAAAAGCCGAUUUAGCACAAAAAAUCCAUAUUAUGCCUAAUUGGAAAACAUACAGAAUUGUAAAAAUUGAAACCGAAGGUUCAACAAGACCAAUUUUGUUUCACUUAGAUAAUCAUAUAAGUUAUCAAAAUGGAGGAUACAAAUUUAUUUAUUGUCACAAUUGUCUUCCUUUCACUGCUUAUAAAGUGGGCGAUUACAUAGAAAUUGACUUAGAAAUAAUGGCUAACAACAAAUUUAAGCAUGUCUUUAAUGAAAAUAAAAAUGUGAUCCAAGGAAUUUCAUGUGAAGCUAACCAACCCCCUCACAAUUUACCAACACUUUUUGUGGAAGAAAAUUUUUCGCAAGCAUUAACCAUAGGAUGA
This is a messenger RNA of Entrophospora sp. SA101, 369 nucleotides long. The record is from the annotation of a GenBank genome assembly. NCBI's taxonomy places the organism in Eukaryota, Fungi, Glomeromycota, Glomeromycetes, Entrophosporales, Entrophosporaceae.